AUGCUGGAGCCGAAUGGGCAAUCCCAUCAUGGCGUCGAUAAACCACGAGGCUCGAGUGAUCGAGGGCGACGAAGCCCAUCGCCAGGACCUGCGCAGCUUUCGAUACCCAAGAACCGCAGUACCCCGAAUUUCGCACAUGCCGGAACUGAGAAGGCACGAAUACGGUUCUCCUUUGACGCGGGGUUGGCGGCGGCAGAGUACGAUACAAUGUCGAGAUCCCCAGUCAUGACGGAGCACGAACAUGGACUUGGAGCGUCAGGUCUGCGUCGAAUUCGACAACAGCCUCCUAGAGCACCUACCCUCCCCUCCUCCGAAGCCUCAUCUCGAAAUGCAUCCAUUACACCGCGAUCAAGUUCCAUGACGCUCUCGUUUCCGGCAUCUCGGGCAGGCUCCAUUGCGUUGGCUUCUGGUCCUUCGUCGCCAACAUUGAAUUUCACGGAAGAUUUGACAAGAUUUCCAUCCGAGUCUCUACACUCUUUCUCGUUCGCCCACCAAUCUGAAGAAUUCAUACAUAACAGACAGAAUGUCUUGAAGAGAUCUGUGGAGUUUAUGUCCCAGAAACUGGGAUGGGGGAACUCGAAUGCUGGAAUUGCAAGUGCUCAAGCUCGUGUCAGUGGAGAUCAUGAGAUGCAGGGAAUGCUGGAGCUGCUGGCGAGAGCAAAGCUCGUGGGGGCAAACAAUAUCCCAGGGUUUUCUUCUCAGACACAUUUGAUCGGCCCUCUAACUGGGCCAGCUGGUGCUGAAGAGUCCGGAAAUCCAUUCGAGGCUAGUUUUCUACCCCGAUCGGCGAGCCCUGAAGAAUUGCUCGAAGAUCCACUUCCCUCGCCCAGAAGCAGCAGAAAGCCUGCUUUUCCAAGUCCAGAAUUGGAGAAAUCGAGGCAGCAAAGUGAACUGACAGAAGAGGCAAUAACUGUACCUGACUCUGAGCCAUCCUCUCGUACUCCAACGAAUGAGAGCCGAACAACUGCCCAGACUUCUCCCCCAGCGACAAGACGGCAAAGUCUGAAGCGAACAUACACAGACACUGCUCAGUUGACCUUGAAGGCCAAGCUCAUGGAUGCCCUCGCGCAACCCUACCAAGCGAAUGAUAUAAGCGACCACAUGCUAUCCCCCACCGUGCCCCAUUCCGCUAUAGGAUCGUUUGUCGGGACUUCUCAUCCUCUUGGACCUGCCGUACAUGGUCACUCCAGUAGAUGGGCUCCAGCUGCCCAAGCGAUAUUCACUACUUCAAGUACUGCUCCAUACACAAUAUUGGCUGCAAAUGAUCUCGCUUGCCUCGUUUUCGGAGUUACGAAAGCUGAAGUGCGCAAAAUGGGCAUAUUAGAAGUCGUCCAGCAAGAACGAAGAGCUUGGUUAGAAGAUAAACUAGGUGCACCAGGAUCUAGCUCUGAUUCUGGUAGACCUGGCCCCCGCUCGCCGCCCGAAAGCCAGAGUACCCAGACGAGUCCAACCCCAACAACCUCAUUCCUCUUAGGGAGAUCUGGUGGAGUAACUGCAGCGCUUCUUAACAAGCCCAACUCUCGCCAGAAUCCAAAGCCUACUCGAAGGGCACAAACGGAUGAUGGAGCAGGUUCGAGCCUUGUGGCCCGAUCCAAGAACGUCAAGGGAGGCCUGUAUCAUCCCAGUAACAAGUCCAGAGGCGUCUUGCUCUGCGGAGAUGUCGUACCUAUUCAGAAGCGAAAUGGGGCCACUGGAUCUGCCAGUUUGUGGGUCAAAGAGAAGCGUGGUGGGCUGAUAUGGGUGCUUGAGGAGAUUCAUGAGGAUAUUGCUAUUCUGAGCUUAGACGAAGACGCACAGGUCACCAAGAUCACGGGUGCUACUGGACCAAUUUGGGGAGAGAGCAUCACCAGAGUCGGGAUGGAUAUUGGCAAACUGUUACCAAGGAUACCUCGACAAGGAAUCGAUUCCGGCACUGGAGAAAUCGACUAUGCAGAAGUUGCAAAACGGAGAUACUUCUCGGCUCGGAACUCUGGACGAGUGAACAUUCCCUGUAUUAUCGACCGAGUACCUGGCUGCACCGAUCUGAAAGUUUCGAGCUUUCCACAUAUUGCCGGGAUUAUGGUCCUAUCUGCAAAGACAUUAACGAUUACAAGCUCGAAUUCUGUCUUCUCGGCAGCCUUGUUUGGUCAAGAGAAGCCUGAUGGCCGACUUAUCACGGAAUUGAUCCCAGAUUUCGAUCGUAUGCUUAAGAUCUUGAUUGAAGAGGACGGUGUUAUUCUCAGAGAUGGCAUCGUCAUUCCCGAACACAGCUUUCGCCGCGCACGAGCAUUUUUGGCUCUACGGGACGGAAAAUCCGAUGCUGCUUCAUACUUCCUCAGGCCUGACGGACUGCCAGCGAAGCAUAGAGACGGUUCAGAGAUCAAGAUUGAUGCACAAUUAAGGGUUGUCAAAUCCGACUCCAAGCCUCCAGUACCCGCAUAUGAUGAGAAUGUCAUCGAGGAAAGAAGUGACGAAGAAGAAGAUCAUUCUGAGACGCAAGCCGAGAGUUCUUCUGAACUUGUCUAUGCCCUUUGGAUCACGUAUUCACGCCAUAUUCAUGCAUCGAGGCAGAAUUUAGGUGCCGCUUCUCCUCUGCUCUCGGGAGUUGCAACUCCUCUCCACCAACCAUCACCUGGACAGACAGAAAUCGCUACCCCUAUGGAGAUGGAAUCUUCAGACGAAGAGACGAGGGCCCAUGCAUCUUUACUUACCUCCCAACUCAAAGCUGUAGUCAAAAAGACAGCUGCUAAGCUCACAGGACGUGAUACGCCUACGCGUGCCGAAGAGAAGAAGGAAGUAGUUCCCGCCAUUGUUGAACCCGAACACAAGAAAACAAUUGAUGACUUUGUCAUUCUCGAAGAAAUGGGACAAGGCGCCUACGGUCAAGUUAAACUCGCUCGAUACAAGAAAAAUGGUAACAAGAAGAUGGUUCUGAAAUAUGUCACUAAACGACGAAUCCUUGUCGAUACCUGGACGCGAGAUCGGCGACUUGGGACGGUGCCAUUGGAAAUUCACGUCCUUGACUAUUUUCGAAGAGAUGGGCUGAAGCAUCCAAACAUUGUUGAGAUGGCAGAUUUCUUCGAGGAUGAUGUCAACUACUAUAUUGAGAUGAUACCGCAUGGCCUCCCUGGCAUGGAUCUCUUUGACUACAUUGAGCUCCGAGUCAAUAUGGAAGAGAAUGAGUGCAGGAGUAUCUUUGUUCAAGUUGCUAGGGCUAUUCACCAUCUUCACACCAAGGCGUUAGUGGUGCAUCGAGAUAUCAAGGACGAAAAUGUGGUGUUGGAUGGUGAGGGUAACAUCAAGCUUAUCGACUUUGGGAGCGCUGCGUACAUCAAGAAUGGUCCUUUUGAUGUCUUCGUGGGCACUAUUGAUUACGCGGCUCCUGAAGUCCUAGCAGGGAAGCCUUAUCGUGGUAAGGAGCAAGAUGUCUGGGCACUCGGCAUCCUUCUCUACACGAUCGUCUAUAAGGAAAAUCCAUUUUACAGUAUCGACGAAAUCAUGGACCGUGAUCUUCGGGUUCCAUAUGUCAUGAGCGAAGACAGCAUCGACCUUAUCCGUGCAAUGCUCGACCGAGACGUGGAAUCUAGAGUCACUAUCGAGAAAGUGCUCGAGCAUCCUUGGUGUAUGGCGAUUGAGGAGGAGUGA
Messenger RNA from Cadophora gregata, 3624 nucleotides. RefSeq lists its product as uncharacterized. Gene Ontology annotation, cellular component: cytoplasm; cytosol; nucleus. Bases 1 to 3624 code for a protein of 1207 amino acids. The record is from RefSeq and is a predicted model, not a curated record. Gene Ontology annotation, molecular function: protein serine/threonine kinase activity; ATP binding. NCBI's taxonomy places the organism in Eukaryota, Fungi, Ascomycota, Leotiomycetes, Helotiales, Ploettnerulaceae. Gene Ontology annotation, biological process: intracellular signal transduction; negative regulation of glycogen biosynthetic process; protein phosphorylation. The transcript has 4 exons.